This is a messenger RNA of Oppiella nova, 298 nucleotides long. The record is from the annotation of a GenBank genome assembly. Lineage: Eukaryota; Metazoa; Arthropoda; Arachnida; Sarcoptiformes; Oppiidae.
CUAUAUUUCAAAUCAAUUCACUGUAAUGCAGACGCAAAAAGAUUAUAUGAUGAUUUACUGUCAAGUUACAAUCGAGCUAUUCGACCGUGAUAAACUGACGGUUAAGAUGGGAUUGAAAUUAUCACAACUCAUAGAUGUGAAUCUUAAAAAUCAAAUAAUGACAACAAACGUAUGGGUUAAUCAGGAAUGGAUGGACCAUAAGUUGAAAUGGGAUCCCGAGGAAUAUGGCGGUGUAUCGCAACUGUAUGUACCGGCAGAGGAGAUCUGGUUACCAGAUAUUGUUCUCUACAAUAAGUAA